Messenger RNA from Gryllus bimaculatus (two-spotted cricket), 1280 nucleotides. Lineage: Eukaryota; Metazoa; Arthropoda; Insecta; Orthoptera; Gryllidae. The record is from the annotation of a GenBank genome assembly.
ACUACGACUUCGGGACCUGUGUCGUGAUUUUUUCUUCUCUUUCUUCUUUUUUUUCUUUCCUUUCUUUUUAAUUUUCUUCAUCUUCUUUUUAAGUUCUUUAUCACGCAGUGCUGUUAAAGGAGUGACAUAUUCCGUUUCACUAUCACUACUAGUGCUACUAACAUCCAAAACAAUUUCCUUAUUGGGAUCUACUUUGAUAAAAUUUCUGCACUGGAAGGUUAGAUGGCCAGCAUACCCACACUUUUUGCAAGCAGGUCUCACAGUUUCUUUCCCUUGUGGAAUCAAUCGAGCAAGAAUUUCUGGUUCCAUAUUAUUUACAUAAAAACGGACACUUAUUACGAACUUCAAUAUACAUUCAUUCAUGCACUAAUUUCAAAAGGAAAGACCCAAAGAGUUACAAAAGUUCAGUCUCAAAUAAACUUAAAAGUUUCAAGUCACUUAUAAGAAUAAAAACCACACAUUAAAUUAACAAAACGCCAGCCUACAGAAUAACUAAUGGUAACUAUAGAAGUAAUCAAUCUUGUUUUUCAAUUUCUUCUCAACUGUAGAAAGAUGAAGUGUAACUCCCACAAACCAUGGAACACCAUGUCUAGACCACGCCACCCGCAUACAAAACCACAUAUAAAAUAAUUACAAUAUAGCUUGAGACAAAAUCAGCAGAACGGAACUAGCCGAACUUCGCGCAACAUUGUUAUUCAUCUGUUUACCAGAAACUGCGAGAAACCACCAGAGUACUCUUUGCAAGAGUGAGGAUCGAAAGAAACCAAAGAGAAUAGAAGAAAUUGAAGUCUCAGAGGAAACAUGCGAUGCACAGCGCGGGUAAACUGCCGCAUGAUCUUCCGUCAGGCGCUGGCGCGUAUAUAGCAGCUUGUGCUGUUUUAUGCGCUUUUUUGACACUAAGUGCUGGACACUUACAAGGCUUGCAAAUUUUUAGAGCAACUAGAAGUGUAGAAGGGAAAUUAUUGCAUGGCAUUCGAAGAAAACGACACAUCUACAUUACUCGUGUCAUUUUCGAUUAAGAACUGAGAGAAUUUACGUAUUUUAGCUUUUUUAAUUUAAAAUAAUUGACUUUCUUUACAUUGUCUGAUAAGUGCAGUGUAAACGGGAGGCCGUUCUUUGACGUAUAAUUUGCAUUUAGAGCGUUAUUAAUUGUGUGUCCAUCCUGUUAUAAGUACGCACGAUGGCACCUACUAGCGGAGAUAUGUUGCCAGAGGAUACAAUGAAGUUGCUUAUUGCAACUGAUGUGCAUUUAGGGUAUGCAGAAAAUGAUCCUAUCAGAG